ACGAACAAACAAAUCAUUUUGUGGUUUUCUGUGUUUCAGUUCCACAGCUCUAAGCCGGAAUAAAGAAUCACGGAAACGAACGUGAUCGGUCAUGCUCGGCGGCUUCGUGUAAAAAUGACGAGGAAAUAGCCGUCUCGAGGUUUCAUGGACGGGUUUGUCCGAAGAAAAGCCGUCUCCUCUCCCGUCUACUCGUCUCUCUCAGGACUAUCGUCCAUCGUACGAUCGAUGGCCGGUUCUUUUUUCUCUCGUCAAACUAUCAUUACAAUAAUAAUGGAGUUGUUUUCCCAAUCCUUCGGUCUUUGACGGGCCAGCGUAUAUAGGCGCGGUUCCACCGACGAAAACCAGACGUUCGUGUCACUCGAGCAACAUCGUAAUACGCUACUUGGAAACAGGAGUUGGAAGAAUUUGAGAAAUUCAGCGGAAGAAAAGAUAGAAAUAUACAUCAGGAGUAAUAUAAAGUAGAGAACGUUGGAACGUCGAGGUUACAAGUGAGAAACUGUCAUAGAAGCUCAGGCAGAACUUGGAGGAAUUUAUCAAACUACACGAAAGAGGAGAUAGAGACGUAGAGCUGAAGUAACGCGAAGAAGAGGACGUUCGAGUGUUAAGAUUACGAACGAGCAGCUUUCGUAUAAGAAGAAGCUUAGGCAAAACUUUGGAGAACUUCAGGAGUUAGAUUGAAGAGAACAAGGCAUAUGGUGAGAAGAGAAUAAGAAGAUAUUUGAAUGUUAAGAUCGCAAGUGAGAAACUUUCUGUUCGAUUAGAAGAUAAAGCAACAUCGAGUGGAAAAUAGGAAUCAACGUAGAACAAAGAAUAUCGAAGAACACUAACGGUGCAAACGAGGAAUGUUCACGGAAGAAAGUUGCAACGUUUAAGGGUGCUGCUUCGACGAUGAUAUAGUUUCCGAUGUCAAAAGCUUCUUCUUCCAGUGUAAACUUCAUCGGAUCGACGUAGGACACACGGGUUGACGUGUUGCGGAGGACCAAAAGAGCUGAAACGCGAAAAGAAGAAAAUCAACGGUGAAAACUUAAAGAUGACCAAUUUGAUGGCUCCAGCGAUAAUUUUCUUCAUUAUCUCGUUAGUCUGUAAUUCCACGAUGGGUUACAAUAUCCUGCUGGCCACUAUGGGUGGCACGAAGUCGCACACCGUGCCAUUUGUGGCACUGGGUAGCAGUUUGAAGGCACGUGGACAUAACGUGACCCUGUUGAGCGCGUUUCCGGGACCAGCUGCGAACAGCGGACUGCAAGAGUUCGUUCCGCCUAUCUUCGAGGCUUAUGUCGGGAAUUACACGUCCGAAUGGGACUUGGUUGGCGCAAGAUUCCGAGAUGAAAUGCCUAUCUCUCCGUGGGACGCAAUGCGAUAUGCCUGGGAGGCAUGCGAGGCGCUUCUUCGCGACGAAAUCUCCGUAUCUUGGCUGAGAAGACCCGAAGGCAAUUCUCAGACGCGAUGGGACGUCGCGGUCGUCGACGGAGCCUUCCCCGAGUGCCUUCUAGGAGUUCUUCAUGGCGAGGAUGUGCCCACUAUUAUGCUGAAUACCGUGGCACUAUACAGCGGAUCCAUAAGUCGCCAAGGGAACCCAUCGCCAUGGUCCGUCACACCUUACUUUGGCAAAUCCCUGACCCAGGACAUGAACUUCUUUCAAAGAGUUCUAAACGUAGCCUGUCUCGUCACCUUGAGAAUAAUGCACUGGAUUAUGGUCAGCGGGUACCUUCAACCGGUUCUGAGAAAGUAUCUAGGGAACCAAUUACCAGACGUGCGAGAUCUGACCACAGAGAUUCCUCUGACGUUGCAGAACAGUCAUUACAGCGUGGCAGAGUCGGUGCCGUAUUUAGCGAACGUGGUGAACGUCGCGUGUCUGCAUUGCAAGCCGGCGACAAAGCUUAGUCCCGACUUGGAGAGCUUCUUGCAACGCGGUUUCAUAUUCGUAUCUAUGGGUUCGUCGGUUCGAGCAUCAGGCAUGCCAGAGGCGCUUCGUCAAAUUUUCGUGGCAGCCUUCGCUACGCUUCCGUACAACGUCGUGUGGAAAUGGGAAGGUAUGAAGAUCAAAGAUCUGCCGCCGAACGUCAGAACGGCGGCAUGGUGGCCUCAGCAAGAACUGUUAGGCCAUCCGAAGCUACAAGCGUUCGUCUCACACGGAGGACUUUUGUCUUUGCACGAGGCUGCUUAUCACGCCACCCCGACACUCGUUUUGCCUGUUUUCUGCGAUCACGAUGGAAACGCGGCUCAAGCUGAAAAACUGGGUUACGUUCUGGUGAUGGACUUGGCUAGGAUAUCCAUCGGAAGCUUUCGUGAUGGGAUUCUCAAAGUGGCUGCCGUACACAACAAUUCGUACCGAAUAGCAGCGAAGAAGAGAAGCUCGUUGCUACGGGAGUUGCCAAUUAACCCUAGAAAAUUGGCUACGUGGUGGGUAGAACACAUUGCCAAGUACAAAGGAGCCGAACAUUUAAAAAGUUCUACGAGAUAUAUGAAUGUUAUUCACUAUUAUUCCAUCGAUGUGGCAAUGUUUUACGUGACAGCGUUAUUACUAUCGGCAUACGGACUGAAGAAAUUGUGUUGGAGAACUAUUUCCAAACAAAUUGUUAGGAAAAAAAUCGACUAGACUGUGAAUAGUAUCAAUUUCGUUUUCUGUGAAAUUGUCAUGUAUUUAUUUAAUAUGUUUUGUACCUUCUAAUAGCAUCUAUGGAUAUUUUAGCGAUUUUUGAUAUUGCCUAUAUAAAUAUCUUACAAUUAGAUUAGAAAUAUUUUCUCAAAAAUCUAAACAUUUCUAUCCUCUUUACUGUGCUUGAAUUAAUAUGUAAUAUAGUAAAAUAAGCUCCGUUUAGAUGAAAGAAGAAAUAAUUAAAAAUAAAAAUUAGUGAUUAUUCAGAAAAUGAUAAUAUCGACGUAUAACAGGUUUCUACAUUAACUACUAUUGAUGUAGCGGGUCGAAAGUAUCUUUGAAAUCUCACGGAAUGAUGCAAUGUAGUUCACAUUGCACAUGCAAACAAUUUGCAAAGUUUAUGAUUUAAACUAGAAGCGCGAAAAUAUAUUGAAACAAUCUUUUUGAGACUGUAUGUAAUUCAUAAAACUAUAAACAUACGGUUGCUCGGCAACCGUAUAAACGCGAACUUGUUUACAAACAUUCGAAUCAAAAGCUAUCCUGACAUGUUAUAU
Bombus pyrosoma is the source of this 3150-nucleotide messenger RNA. It is a transcript of the gene Ugt50B3, whose product is annotated as UDP-glucosyltransferase 2. Gene Ontology annotation, molecular function: UDP-glycosyltransferase activity. NCBI's taxonomy places the organism in Eukaryota, Metazoa, Arthropoda, Insecta, Hymenoptera, Apidae. The record is from RefSeq and is a predicted model, not a curated record. The transcript is spliced from 7 exons. The coding region runs from base 1031 to 2596 and encodes 521 amino acids.